AGAUUUGCAUUUUGUGGUUUAGAAAAAUUGACCCACGUUCCCGCAGACCCUGCACAAAACACAAACUAACCAAAUUCGUUGAUCUGUGAUGGUUUUGCUGUAAACAUCAUUAAAAGUGGAGAUAUUUUUUUAAUGGGCCAUCGAAAAGAAUCGAGGGGCCUUGGUAUCUAAUGGAUCGUCCAUCGGUCGUUGGGCAAACCGGUUAUUUGGUGUUGAACUCGGAAGGUGCUGUUUUAACUAGCGGUGGAGAUCUCGACAAUGACGAACGUGUCGCGGGAUUGUUGUAUGGGUUACUAAAGAUAGCUCGGAAACUUUUUGAUAACCCGGUGCUCGAUGAAAGCUUCAAAAGGUUUUCUGUCAUAUACGACGACCACGCCUAUGUAGUAUGCCUUUCUAAUCGCAAGGUGUAUAUUGUAAAAAGACAGCUUCAGGCAAGCGACAACGCCGUCGCAUAUUAGUCCGUGAUGUACUUUAUUAUCUAUCUUACCAAGAUGCGAUUUCUACAGAUAAUUAUUCUGAUUGGCGGCAUUUGUUUCUCCGCUUACCAGUUGUAUCAGUUAUUGGAUUGAAUAGUUAUCUCAAUAUCGAAAUAUUGAUUUUUUUUGUAAAAUAAAUUAGUUCUCUGUAAAGUAGUUUGGUGUUAUUUCAACAGUUAACAAAAGAAUUUUGAUUUUUUUGGUUGGGUUGCACUAUUUUAUAAUAAACAUUUAUGUAUUAUGAUGGUA
This is a messenger RNA of Cylas formicarius (sweet potato weevil), 725 nucleotides long. RefSeq names its product ragulator complex protein LAMTOR4 homolog (gene Lamtor4). Bases 171 to 458 code for a protein of 95 amino acids. Lineage: Eukaryota; Metazoa; Arthropoda; Insecta; Coleoptera; Brentidae. The transcript is spliced from 3 exons. Gene Ontology annotation, biological process: cellular response to amino acid stimulus; positive regulation of TOR signaling. The record is from RefSeq and is a predicted model, not a curated record. Gene Ontology annotation, cellular component: Ragulator complex; lysosome. Gene Ontology annotation, molecular function: guanyl-nucleotide exchange factor activity.